This is a messenger RNA of Pelodiscus sinensis (Chinese soft-shelled turtle), 1007 nucleotides long. Lineage: Eukaryota; Metazoa; Chordata; Testudines; Trionychidae. The record is from RefSeq and is a predicted model, not a curated record.
UUGUGUCCCAGCUGCUUGGUUACUUACUCAUCCCAGUUUGUACUUCCUCUACAGAAACUUCUUCCUCCGAGUUCUGCGAAGAAGAACUCAUUCUGUGGGGACUCCCAGUGAUGCAUUAGUCUUCUGAGCCUUGCUUUUCUUGAAUUCUUCCUAUUCUGAUUUGCAGUGGCUUUGGGGGCUGGGAGCAGCUGAGCUGGAGCUCUGAGUUCAGAAGCCACAUGCCUCAUUGCACAGAUCCUCCAGCAAUGGCCCCUGGGGUCAACGGAAACUGCUGGACUGCGGCUCUAAUCAUGGCAAUAGGGCUGAGAAUUCACAGAGCUCAUUGCACAGACCCUCCAGAGUAUUUCCUGCUGCAGCAGAAGUCUGAGUGUUACUACACCAAUGGCACGCAGCAGGUGAGGUACGUGAAAAGGAUAAUCUGGGGCCAGCAGGAGAUCUGUUACUAUGACAGUGACUUGGGCUUCUCGGUGGCCCGCACGGAACUGGGUCGGCCGUUUGCGGAGCAUUGGAACAGCCUGGAGUUGCUGAGCUACUUGUGGGCUUCUGUGGAAAAGUUCUGCAGUUAUACCUACAGGAGAUUUAAGAACAUCACUGUGGAUAGGCGAGUUAAGCCUAGAGUGAAAAUUUCCACCCUGACAGCAGAGCCUUCCCACCGCCCCAGCUCGCUGGUUUGCUCUGCCACAGGGUUUUAUCCUUCCAAGAUAGAGACCAAGUGGUUCAAAAAUGGGCAGGAGGAGACAGCUGGAAUUGUAUCCAGGCAGUUGCUACAAAACGGAGACUGGACCUUCCAGAGCCACGUGAUGUUGGAAACAAAACCCAGGUGGGGAGAUGUCUACACUUGCCAGGUGGAGCACAUCAGCCUGCAAACGCCCAUCAGCAUUCAGUGGGCAACACAGUCUGACUCUGCUAAGACCAAGAUGUUUACUGGAAUUGUAGGUUUCAUAUUGGGGUUGAGCCUCAUGGUGCUGGGACUUCUCAUCUACCAGAAGAAUAAGAGAGGUGAGUAG